AUGGGUGCUUAUACCCGCAGCGAUAAAGCCGCCAUAGCCAGUGAUUUGGAACGUAUGUUUGCGCUGUUUCCCCGUUUGGCUGAGCGUAGGAAUCAACUGGCCGGUACCCUCAGCGGAGGCGAGCAGCAGAUGCUGGCCAUCAGUCGUGCUUUAAUGGCUAGGCCCGCGCUCUUGUUGCUGGAUGAGCCCUCUAUGGGCCUAUCUCCCAUCAUG
Darwinula stevensoni is the source of this 213-nucleotide messenger RNA. The record is from the annotation of a GenBank genome assembly. NCBI's taxonomy places the organism in Eukaryota, Metazoa, Arthropoda, Ostracoda, Podocopida, Darwinulidae.